CCGGCGGGCCCCGGCCAGGGAGUGUGUGCUGUGGGGAGUGCCGACUGUCCGUCCCCAACGGCUGAAACCGUCCCCGUACCGGCGGAUCGCCUGCCCUCGGAGAGCGCACCACGCCACACAAAUGGGAGGAAAGAGCGCCUCACACGCGGGCCUGUACGGGGUGGACCUGGAGCCGGACCCGCGCUACCAGCGCUGCUGCUCCAACAUCUUCCGUCCGGGCCGCGUGCUGCGCGACUGCUGCCUGGGCCUGGUGGUGCUGCUCGUCAUCGCCGCCGUCAUCGGCGCCAUGUUCCUGCUCGUCUUCUUCGUGCUCAAAGAUCUGACGCCCAGCGCCGAGUCGAGAGCGCCCAGCAACGCGUCUCAGAGCGGCUUGGACGGGCCGGAGCUCGAUCAGAAGUCGCGCGGCAGGGGCGGUCGACGUGAGGAUGAGAUCAACAUCAACGACAUUUACGGAGCCAAUGACGUCGACUGGGACGAUUUGGAGGACCACGAUCACGAUGAUGACGAUGAUCGGGGUGUGGCUCCAAAGCCGGAGCCGGAGCCGGAGCCAGAGCCGGAGACGGAGUCGGAUCUGGACUCGACGGACCUGGAGUCGGAUACCCACCCCAUGUGGGACCAGGAGCUGCGGCUCUUCACUGAUAGCACAGAGGCUGCAGAGCCCGAGCCCUCCACCACGGCGGAGCCCGAGCCCGAGCCCUCCACCACAGCGGAGCCGGAGCCCGAGCCCUCCACCACAGCGGAGCCGGAGCCCGAGCCCUCCACCACAGCGGAGCCGGAGCCGGAGCCAACAGUCACCAGUGAGUCGGAGCCAACAGCCACAGCAGAGCCGGAGCUUUCUGUCACGGCAGAGCCGGAGCCAACAGCCACGGCAGGGCCGGAGCUUACUGCCACGGCAGAGCCGGAGCUUACUGCCACGGCAGAGCCGGAGCCAACAGGCAGGCCGGAGGACCGGACUCCGGAGCCCACGGCGGCCGCUCCGGAACCCGCCGGCACCGAUGACGUCAUCCAGGAGCUGUACGACCUGUUCGAGACCGUCGAGUCGGAGCUAUCGUCGACAGCCGGUCCGGACGCCGAGUCCGCGACUGUGGCGGCCGGCUCCGAGCCGGCAGCCGGCGCUCCCGAGGAGAGCCCCGUCGCCUCUGACCCGGCCUUCGAGGGCCGCGGGCUCGACGCGGGCGAGCCGGGCGCCACUGGAGACCCCGAGCAGCCCUCGGCUGACGCGCCGACCCCGGUCCCGGCCGAGGUGCCGACGGACCCGACGGCUGCAGCGGCGGGAGAGGGCGCUGCCGCCGAGCCGAGCCCGGACUCCGUCCCCACCGCCGCCGAGCCGACCCCUGACCCCACUCCCACCGCCGCCGGGCCGACCCCUGACCCCACUCCCACCGCCGCCACUGACACUGAGGGCAGUGUCGACCCCGCCACUGAGGACGUCUCUGCGACACCGGAGCCGGCCACACAGCCUCCCGUGGUGGCCGUCAGAGCGGAGACAGCGCCGCCGACGGAGCUGCCGGCGGCGAGCCCCUCCGGCGGUCUGAGCGUGGUGGCCGGACCGGACCUGGGCCCGGCCCGGCCCGCGCCCGGCGACAGCGGCGACACCUUCGACAUCGUGGUGUCAGAGACUGCGGCGGGCGGCGCUGCGGUCGGAGGGGACGAGAUCGUCACCAGCGCGGCGCUGCCCGAGUGGGCGAUCACCACCGAGACGCCGCCGGCGGCCGGGGGCGCGGCGCAGCCGGGCUCGGGAGCCGACAGCACGGACCUGUCUGGUCUGCUCUCGGGCGACUCGCUGGCCGCUCUCGCCCGGGACGACAUGCUCGACCUGAUGGAGAAGCCGCCGACGCCGGAGGGCAGGUCGCUGGACUCGGCGCCCCUGCUGCAGGUGCUCGGCGGACGGCGGGAGCAGCUUCUGGCCGGCCGCUGCUCAGCAGACGAGUUCUCCUGCGCCGCCGGCGGCGACUGCGUGCCCGGCGCGGUGCGCUGUGACGGCGCCGCCGACUGCGGCGACGGCAGCGACGAGCUGCUCUGUCCGCGGCAGCAGUGUGUGGCCGCGCAGUACAGAUGCGCCGGCCCUGCUACUGUGUGUGUGGACAUCAGCAGUCUGUGCGACGGCGUCCCGGACUGUCCUGAGCAGGAGGACGAACUCGACUGUCCAGUCACCGAGACAGUCACCGAGACAGUCACCGAGACCGGCACCGAGACCGGCCCUGAGUCUGUCACCGAGACCGUCACCGAGACCGGCACCGAGACCGGCCCUGAGUCUGUCACCGAGACCGUCACCGAGACCGCCGUGCCUACAGAAGUGGCCACCCUGGGCGACGCUGCCAGUUCAGCGGUGGCCCCGGAACCGGCUGUCCCCGCCACCGAGCAGACCGUCGUCCCCGCCACAGACGAGCAGACGGCGCACGCCACAGACGAGCCCGCACCCGCCACAGACGAGCAGACGGCGCCCGCCACAGACGAGCAGACGGCGCCCGCCACAGACGAGCAGUCCGCGCCCGCCACCUCCACUGAGGAGACAGCCCCUGCGACCGAGGAGGUUUCCACUACCGCGCCGGAGGCCGGACCCGCCACGGAAGAGACGGUUCCAACUGCCGAUGAGGCCGUUCCUGCCAUCGAGGAGAUCGUUCCUACCACAGUUGAAACAGUACCUGUCAACGAGGACCCGGUUCCAGCCACGGAGGUGACCGCUCCCGCUGCCGGGGAGGCGGCUCCCGCUGCCGGGGAGGCGGCGGCCCCCGUCACUGAGGAGACCGCCGCCCCGCCGGCCGUGGCCGAGCAGUGUCCGCUGGGCGAGCUGCGCUGUCUGGGCGGCCUGUGCAUCUCACUGGACCAGGUGUGUGACGGCCGCGCACAGUGUCCGGACGGCGCCGACGAGCUCAACUGCCGCGAGUGAGGCGCCGCGGCCGGCGUCAGCUCACAGCCAGUGAGCGGCGAUCGGGAAGGGGGCCUCGGCGAAACGACUCACAGUGCGCCUCUCCUGGUCAUUCGGUGCCGGCCGGAGCUGCGCCGCCGCCGGACCGGGAGCGGGGGUGCGCUCCGUCUGACACCCUGCGCCGCCGCCGGACCGGGAGCGGGGGUGCGCUCUGUCCGAUACCCUGCGCCGCCGCCGGACCGGGAGCGGGGGUGGGCUCUGACACCCUGCGCCGCGCCGGACCGGGAGCGGGGGUGGGCUCUGUCCGACACCCGGAGCUGCGCCGCCGCCGGACUGGGAGCGGGGAUGGGCUCCGUCUGAGAGCGGGGGUGCGCUCUGUCCGACACCCGGCUGCUGCGCCGCUACCUACUGAGCGCCGCGUGAGCUGGCUCACUGAGGGGAGCUCGCUCCUCUCAUAGGAGGAGACCAGGGACGGCAGUGUGUCUGAUGUGCAUGUGUGCGGCAUGUGGCUGGAAUGGUUGGAGAGAUAGAUCUAAGCCGAUGUCGGCCAGAGAAGGAUUGUGUUCACCGCCGGCGCCGGCCGGCCGCGAGUGCUUGGCGAUCACUGUCGGCUGUCACCAGUAGUGACGCUGGUGAGUGACAUUGGUGACCUCGGUGUCCGUGGGAUGACGAACAGCUGUCUCCACUGAGUGGGUCUGUCACCAGUGGUAGACUCUGCAGUGUUAGUGUUGUCGGACGAGGUCUGUGUUAGACACGGUCUGUGUCAGACGCGGUCUGCUGUCGGGUGCCGGACGCGGUCUGUAUCGGAUGCAGUCUGUUGUCGCACGCGGGCUCUGCUCGGUUGGUUCGGCAGUUGAUAAUCGAGUGGUAACCGAGGUGAGCGGCUCGCUCUCGAGUGGAUAGCCAGACUAGUCGGCUAGACUCGGUGUCCGCCGCUCCACUCGGUGUCCGCCGCUCCAGUCUGUGUCCGCGGAUCCAGUCUGUGUCCGCGGAUCCACUCGGUGUCCGCGGCUCCAAUCUGUGUCCGCGGCUCCAGUCUGUGACCUGACUCCAGUCAGUGUCCGUGCGGCGUCUGAUAGGUAUUCCGUCCCGGAGCGCGAGUCGCCUCGUAAGACCGACGCAGUCAAGUUAAAUGGUCCGGAACUGCCGCACUGAGACAAAGAACUGAGGAGCUGUGCUGUGAUGUCAGUGUAGAUGUCUGUCGUUGCACUGUUUGACAGAGGCGUACAGCAGCGUAGCCAUUGUGUUGCGGUUUUCGAUAGUGUUUACUGGUGCUAGCGUCAUCUAGCAAAGAACGUCGUUUUGUUCUACCAUUGGGACCACAACUCGUUUGAGGUGGUGUGAAGGAUAUCAUGUUUAUCAUGGUUUGCUCUUAUAUUAAAUUCAUGCUUGUUCAUCGGUGUUUAAUACAUUUCGUAGAACAAUGUA
Messenger RNA from Amphibalanus amphitrite, 4297 nucleotides. Its product is annotated as SCO-spondin-like. The record is from RefSeq and is a predicted model, not a curated record. Gene Ontology annotation, molecular function: protein binding. The coding region runs from base 122 to 2890 and encodes 922 amino acids. The transcript has 9 exons. Lineage: Eukaryota; Metazoa; Arthropoda; Thecostraca; Balanomorpha; Balanidae.